AUGACCUCUGGCCUCAUCUUGUGGGCCAGCAGCUACCGAAGUUACUUCGCAGCACGGCUACAGUUCGCCACCCGAAACCAGCUGCGAAAGGAAUACACCUGCUUGUGCCAAGGUUUGGUUUGCCGUUUGCCUCACCUCAUCACGUCGCCGUUACGCCAAGUAGCUGAUGGUCGUCGGCGCAUGGAGGUGGCAAAGGAUGGUGGGAAGGCGAGCGUCACUUCCCUGGAGCAGGUCUUUCAUUUCGAGCUCCCCGAGGGUCGGCUGAGCAGCCUGGUGAUGUUGCAGCUUCAGACGGGUCGGCAGCACCAGAUCAGAGCCCAUCUGUCAGGAUGUGGUCAUCCACUGCUGGGUGAUGUGGACUAUGGUGCUUCCACUUCUUCCGCUCCUCGUCUCUGCCUCCACGCCUCGGCGCUGCGCUACAACGACGCCGUGGCCUCGCUGCCGUGGCCCUCGGACCUGGCGGCCUUUGAGCUGCGGCCGAUGGAUCCCAUGGCACGGGCCGCGGCGGCCGCGCUGACAAAAAACGCGGCAGGA
Cladocopium goreaui is the source of this 534-nucleotide messenger RNA. Lineage: Eukaryota; Dinophyceae; Suessiales; Symbiodiniaceae. The record is from the annotation of a GenBank genome assembly.